AUGAGCAGUGAAGAGCCUGCACAGGUUGUAGACUCUUUAGCGAGUCCAGAAGGUCCAGCUGGAGUGGAUACGAACGGAACAGCAGAGACGACAACAGCAGCAGAGACAGCAGCAGCAGCAGCAGCAGAUAGACAGCGCAAACAUAUUGAAAAGAGUGGUAGUGAUGACGAGAGUGAUGGUGAUGCAGAUCCAGAGGCAGAAGCAGCCAAAAAUGCACGUAUAGCUACGAAUCAGCAGUUAGAUGAAAUCGAUAACACUCAUCGUAAUCGCCAAGAGCUAGAGGAGAAGCUAGAUAAGAUUAUUAAGAAACCUAAGGCAAGGAGGAGUAGAAGAGACGAAGAUGAUUUGGAACAGUUUCUAGAUGAAAAGAUCCUAAGGUUAAAGGAUGAGAUGAAUGUUGCUGCACAAAUCGAUGUAGAUACUUUAAACAAGAGGUUGGAAACCGGUGAUAACUCAUUAAUUGCCAUGCAGAAGGUCAAACUAUUGCCCAAGGUGGAAAGCGUCCUAUCUAAAGCUCAUCUUGCGGAUACCAUAUUGGAUAAUAACCUUUUACAAAGUGUAAGAAUUUGGUUAGAGCCAUUGCCAGAUGGAUCGUUACCAUCAUUUGAAAUUCAAAAAUCUUUAUUUGCCGCCCUUGAGAAGCUGCCAAUCAAGACUGAACAUUUAAAGGAAAGUGGUUUGGGUCGUGUCAUAAUUUUUUACACUAAAUCUAAACGUGUAGAACCACCAUUGGCCAGAUUAGCGGAUAGAUUAAUUGCAGAAUGGACAAGACCAAUUAUCGGAGCAUCUGAUAACUAUAGAGAUAAGAGAAUUUUACAGUUGGAAUUUGAUGCUGAAAAGAUGAGAAAGAAGGCAGCCUUAGAUUCUGCAAAGAGCCGUAAGAAGAAAUCAGGUAAAAAGAUUACAGCCCAGGGAUCGACUUCACAAUCAUUAUACGAACAAGCAGCAGCUCGCAGGAACAGAGCCGCUGCACCUGCACCAACUACAACUGAUUACAAGUAUGCUCCAACGAGUAAUUUGAAUCCCACUUCUGGUCCUUCAAAGAUUGCAGGUGUUGGUUCAUCGUUGAACAACAGCGAAAUGUACAAGAGACUAACCUCAAGACUACAAAAGGGUAAACGUUCUAAAUAG
Zygosaccharomyces rouxii is the source of this 1131-nucleotide messenger RNA. RefSeq names its product transcription factor SPN1 (gene SPN1). Lineage: Eukaryota; Fungi; Ascomycota; Saccharomycetes; Saccharomycetales; Saccharomycetaceae. Bases 1 to 1131 code for a protein of 376 amino acids. Gene Ontology annotation, biological process: poly(A)+ mRNA export from nucleus. The record is from RefSeq and is a predicted model, not a curated record. The transcript has a single exon. Gene Ontology annotation, cellular component: nucleus.